This is a messenger RNA of Porites lobata, 1673 nucleotides long. Lineage: Eukaryota; Metazoa; Cnidaria; Anthozoa; Scleractinia; Poritidae. The record is from the annotation of a GenBank genome assembly.
AUGGGGGCUCCCAAUCUCAACCCUGAGGAGUCUCCAGAAGUCGAGGGUGUUCUGAAUACAAGUCAGGGUUCUUUGCUUGAGGUAAAUCCUGAAAAGGAGGGCUGCAUCCCUGAGACUGAGACGGCUGAGAUAAGUGUUGAUGCUGAGAUGGCUUCAGAGGUCGUAGGUACUCCUGGUGAUAAGACAGCUCUCGAGAGCCAAGGGAUUUCAGGCACUGAUGAGGUUACUGAGACCAUGCAGAUCCUGGAGGCUCAGGGAAUCGAAAAAGUGCAGGAUAUGGAUGAAGUUAUGCAGAUUGAUGAAUCAUUAACGAUUCCUGAACUUGAACAGGUUUCUAUGGUAGGCGCAUAACUCUAAUUAAUGUUUAUUUGCAUCUUUGUAUUAUCAUAACAAUGGAAAACUACAUGUGCAGUUAUUUUACAAUAAUACUAAAACACAAAAAUUCUAAAGUCUUGUUAUUACAGCCUGUAUUAAUGUUGAAAGUUUGUUUUUUGUAGGAUACUCCAACUGGACAUGCUGGGAAUUGUGCAACAUGCAAAACCGUGAAGAGUGAGGUGACUCAGUUAAGGGGCAAAGUCACAAGACUGAAGAGUAAGUUAAUCUCCAAUCAAGAUCAGUGGGUUGAAACCUUUAAGAGCAUACAAGAGCCGAAGCAGUUGCUGAUGGUGAAUGCUGGUGAGUCAACAAUAAUUGAUGUUGAUGAGUCAUAUAGGCAUAACUGCCUAUCUUUAUAUUUUUAUUAUAUUUUAUCAAUAUUUGAUUAUUUCAUAAUAAUUAAAAUUUUAAUGGUGACAGAAUUUUUUUAAUUCCAUUUGUUUAAGCUAUUCAAACUGAUCCAUGGCCAGUAACAAAUGAGACAGAGUUAGGGCUAGAGGAUGAAUCAGAAGAUGAGCAGGAAAUGCAGGACGACGCGUAUGAGGAGUUUGAGUGUGAUGAAGACCCUACAUGGAGUCCUGAAGAAAUCGAAGAUGCAUAUAAAAAACUAAAGGAAGAUGAUGACUCGGUGAAGACUCAUCAGAACCCAAGGUACAAAGAUGCAAAAUUUAUUGCAUUUUAACAUCUUAGCUCUAAGUAUCCUCUGGGAAGUGAUUUAGGCCUAAAACUAACUUCCAUUAUGAGAGGUUCUAUUUAGAAACAAGAGUACAUGAAAUUUGUUUUUUAAUUUACUCAGAUAAGAAUUGCAAAAAAAAAAAAAAAAGAAGAAGAGGCAUAACCAGCCCAUAGACUGGAAGUCCCAGGCCUAAAAAUGUUUGGUUUGUCCACUCAACCACUUGUAAUAAAUUAUCAUCGUUGGGGUGGGCUAGAUAGCUUAAGGGCUCAAAGUUGUCAUGUGUGCAAUCAACAGUAUUAUUAUAAAAAAGCAUUUUUCAGGAUGUAUGUGAGAAUAAAAUCCCAACCCACAAUUAGCCAGGUUUACAACAAGUUGAAAAACUGGCAACACCCUGAGAAAAAAAAUAAAAAUGAUAAUCAUUUUUUUUAUUGUUAUUUUAUUAUUUCAGAUGCUAUGAUUAAAUGAGUAUUUCCUUUCAAUCAUUUUUUACAGGUUGGAUCUACAAGGAAAAAACAUUCGAGAGGAACCGAAGGGAAUUGUUUUCCUUUCCAAACUUCUUCUUUUGUUUCAGUUCUGCCACUUGUGCUUCUUUUCAAAACCCAAACUUUCUGUACCUUGUUAA